AUGGUGAAUUCCGUGGUGGCGCGUGCUACGAGCGAUAUGUUGAUUGGUCCAGAUUGGGCGAUGAACAUCGAGAUCUGUGAUAUGUUGAAUCAUGACCCUGGGCAAGCGAAAGAUGUUGUUAAAGGUAUAAAGAAACGCCUUGGAAGCAAGAACGCAAAAGUUCAACUUCUUGCCCUGACGCUGUUGGAAACAAUCAUUAAGAAUUGUGGGGACAUUGUUCAUAUGCAUGUGGCAGAGAAGGGUCUUCUUCAUGAGAUGGUAAAAAUGGUGAAGAAGAAGCCUGAUUUUCGCGUCAAAGAGAAGAUAUUGAUUCUGAUAGAUACUUGGCAAGAAGCUUUUGGAGGACCUAGGGCAAGAUAUCCACAAUAUUAUGCUGCAUACCAGGAAUUGUUGCGUGCUGGGGCAGUUUUCCCCCAGAGAUCUGAGAGCUCCGCACCUGUAUUCACCCCCCCACAAACACAACCUUUGGCAUCAUAUCCUCCUAAUCUACGGAAUGCUGAUCGAAAUCAGCAAGAUGGUGCUGAGACCUCUGCCGAGUCUGAGUUUCCGACCUUAAGCCUGACUGAAAUUCAAAAUGCUCGUGGAAUUAUGGAUGUUCUUUCAGAGAUGCUUAAUGCAUUAGAACCAGGGAAUAAAGAGGCUAUCAGACAGGAAGUUAUCGUUGACUUGGUUGACCAAUGCCGUACUUACAAGCAGAGGGUGGUUCACCUUGUUAACUCAACAGCGGAUGAGUCACUACUUUGCCAAGGACUUGCACUUAAUGAUGAUCUUCAGAGGCUACUUGCUAGGCAUGAAUCUAUUUCUUCUGGAAAUCCUGUUGUUCAGAAACCAAAGUCUGAAUCUGCUACAACACUCGUUGAUGUAGACCGUCCUCUUAUCGACACUGGAGAUAACAGCAAACAGCCCGAGACAAAAGCUGCCGCCUCAAAUGCUGGUGAAGGGUCUCAAACCCUGAACCAGUUGUUGCUUCCUGCACCUGCUGCAACUAAUGGACCAGCUCCACCAGGUAGAGUUGAACCCAACGUAGACCUGCUGAGCGGCGACUUCAAUUCACCAAAGGCAGAGACUUCACUGGCUCUUGUUCCUCUUGGAGAGCAACAACCUAAUCCUCCUGCAUCAGAUCAAAAUGCUCUUGUUCUAUUUGACAUGUUCUCUGAUGGUAACAAUGCCUCUAAUCCUGCAAAUCCCCCUCCUAUCAGUCCCGGUGGGCAACCCCCGCACCCACAUGCUUCGCAAUUUCAACAGCAGCAGCAGCAGCAGCCAAAUGUUCAUUCCCCACAAGCUGGAUUGUAUCCGAAUGGGAACGUCAUGAACAUGGGUUCUCCUAAUUAUGAGCAAUCGAUGUACAUGCAGGGCCCAGGUUCUGCCUGGAAUGGUCAAACUCCUCCUCAGCAGCAACAGCAGCCCCAUUCACCUGUCUAUGGUCCGCAAACUGGUUCAUUGCCACCUCCGCCCUGGGAAGCUCAGUCUUCUGAUGAUGGCAGCCCAGUAGCAGGCUCUCAUUACCCUCAACCAAUGCAGGUUACUACUCAGGUUAUCGUCUCACAUGGACUCGGUGGACAUCCCCAAGGACCCCAAUCGAUGGGGAACGAGGUUGUAGGUAUAGGUAUGUACAUCCAGCCAAUAACGAGUGGUCAAAUGUCUAACAUGAAUAGCCAUGUUAAUCCGAACCAUCAGUUGGGUAUGCCGAUGCCUCCACCGCAGAUCCCGGGCAUGCAAAAUAUGGGUAUGCCGAUGCCUCAGCAACAUCCGCAGGCUAACCAGGUGACACAACCAUAUUACCCUCAACAGAUGUAUGGCAACCACAACCAAUACAAUCCUGGCUAUGGCUAUGGUCAACCUCAAAUGCCCCAACAAUAUCUUGAGCAGCAAAUGUAUGGCCUGUCCAUAAGAGAUGAUAUGAGUAUGAGCAAUUUGUCUUCUCAAGCUUCUGCUUUAUCUUAUGUGCCUCCCAUGAAGCCAGCCAAUAAACCAGAGGAUAAACUGUUCGGCGACCUCGUUGACAUUGCAAAAUUCAAACCCACGAAAUCGACUCCCGGCAGAGCUGGUAGCAUGUGAAAUGAUCGCGGAUGCUUUUUUCCUUUGUUUAUUUUUACGCCUCUUGUUUCACAUUGCAUACAUAUAGUGUUUGCCUUUGGCCCCCUCAUUCUUGUUGCCUGUUUGAGUAUUGAAAUAGUGUAUAUUUCUUGUAGAGGGAUGGAAAAAGGAAAAGAGAAGGAAAGCCUUGGGAGAACAACCUGCAUUAAAAUUUGACCUUCUGUUGAUUUUUUCUCUCCUUUUUUUAAAUAAAUAACUUUAGUGUAAAGUUCAUCUCUUAUUCAUUUUACUUGUUUGAUCAAUAAAUUUUUUAGCAUGAUCCGUUAUUAUCA
This is a messenger RNA of Benincasa hispida (wax gourd), 2369 nucleotides long. Its product is annotated as ENTH/VHS/GAT family protein. The record is from RefSeq and is a predicted model, not a curated record. Gene Ontology annotation, biological process: protein transport to vacuole involved in ubiquitin-dependent protein catabolic process via the multivesicular body sorting pathway. Lineage: Eukaryota; Viridiplantae; Streptophyta; Magnoliopsida; Cucurbitales; Cucurbitaceae. Gene Ontology annotation, molecular function: phosphatidylinositol binding; ubiquitin binding.